AUGACUUUAGUCAAGUAUGCAUGCGACUAUUGUCGUGUCCGUCGAGUAAAGUGUGAUGGUAAAAAACCGUGUAGUCGCUGUAUUGAGCACAAUUUCAAAUGCACAUAUCAGCAACCAUUAAAAAAAAGAGGCCCGAAGCCUAUUGGAACUAGAAGCUUAAACUAUAUACCAGAGGCCCAAAAAUUUAUAAAUAAUAAAAGCUGUACGACAGCGGCAGAAAUAUCAAUGAAGGUUCCGAAAAAGGUGAUUGAUCAGUGUUUGAGGCUUUAUCACGACAAUCUAUACGUUAUCUGGCCUUUACUCCCUUAUGAUGACCUUCACAAGCUUUUGGACGAAAAAUACAAUGACCAUUACGUUUAUUGGUUCCUCGUAGCUCUUUCAGCAGCCACUCUUAGCGAUCUACAAAGCGAAUUAGAAUCUGAGGGAGGAUAUUCGUUUACUGGAAAGCAAUUAGCGGUUCUCUGUAUGUCAUCUCGCCAACAAUUUGAUGACCUUAGUGGCAGAGACAUAUUUCGAAUUAUGACAUAUUAUUGCUUGCUACGUUGUUUUUCACAGUCUUCUGAUGUAAGAAAUUCAUAUAGACUUUGUCGUGAAGCUAUUGGCCUUGUUAUAGUAGCAGGGUUACAUCGUGAAAAAGCCUACGAAUUACUAUCAUUUCGGGAACAACAGCUUCUACGCAAGGUGUAUUAUUUGCUUCUCUUGACGGAGAGAUACUAUUCCGUAUAUGUUCAUUGUGUUACAAGUUUGGAUACCACAAUAGCUCCACCUCAGCCAGAGUUCGUAACGGACCCCCGACUUUCUUUGGAUAGCUUUUUUGAGAUGAUUAGAGUAUUUACUGUGCCAGGAAAAUGCUUUUUUGAUGCUUUGGCUACGGAAUCUACUAGCAGUUCUUGCACUGAAGACUCACUGAAAAAAAUAUGGAAAGAGCUUCACACAGCAUCCCUUGAAAUAGAACCAUGGUCUUAUGGCUACGUGGACAUUUCAUUUUCUCGACAUUGGAUUAGGGCGCUGGCUUGGAAGCUAGUGUUUCAGAUGAAUGGUACCAAGUUUUUCUCAAAUGCUAAUAAUGCUCACAUAUUAGUCGAAAUUGCAAAGGAUAUGCUGGACGACAUAUUCUUAACUCCAAACAACUUGUAUGUAGUCCAUGGUCCUGUGAUACCAAUGAAGGCACUAGAAAUAGCCAACGCAUUAGUGGAUGUUGUAAACCAGCAUGACAAAAAUACGGAAUCAGAAGCUUUGGACGCUUUAUGUGAAAUAUCGAAGUUUGUUUUCUCUCUAAAACACUACGAUGGUAAUUUGAUUGAGAGUUUUGUGAGUAAAUGUCAAAGUGCUUUUAUCACCCUUCCGCUGUUUAAAUUUUUGGGAUCAAAUGACAGUAUGAGAGAUAAUUCUGAUACAGUUUCUUAA
Molecule: messenger RNA, 1407 nt
Organism: Saccharomyces paradoxus
Lineage: Eukaryota; Fungi; Ascomycota; Saccharomycetes; Saccharomycetales; Saccharomycetaceae
Gene: MAL33
Product: transcription factor MAL33
Exons: 1
Coding region: 1-1407 (468 amino acids)
Biological process (GO): regulation of DNA-templated transcription; DNA-templated transcription
Cellular component (GO): nucleus
Molecular function (GO): DNA binding; DNA-binding transcription factor activity, RNA polymerase II-specific; zinc ion binding
Source: RefSeq, a predicted model, not a curated record